Messenger RNA from Durotheca rogersii, 2503 nucleotides. RefSeq lists its product as uncharacterized. The record is from RefSeq and is a predicted model, not a curated record. Lineage: Eukaryota; Fungi; Ascomycota; Sordariomycetes; Xylariales; Xylariaceae. Bases 177 to 2408 code for a protein of 743 amino acids. Gene Ontology annotation, molecular function: lipid binding. The transcript has 2 exons.
CGUCGUUCGCUUGCCAGGCACUGUUACGGGGACUACUUUAAAGAGUCCUCCCCACCCUCAAUGUGCCGCAGCAUCGUCCCGGCAUAGUUUCCAGCUCGGGGGCCUUGACGAAGAGGGACUGUCGCCGCUACGGAUAUAUUGACAUCAGUACCUACUUGCGGAACAGCGAAGUGAAAAUGUUGUCGUCCUGUUUUGGUCUCUGCAAGAAGAAGAAGAAGCAGUCGGAUCCCGAACAAGAGCCGUUGCUCCCUCAGUAUGAGCACGACACCCAUCUGCAGCGGGAGCUGUACCGGAAGCUUCACAGCUAUCAGAUGUUGCGCGCCCUGACUGAAGGGUACAUGCCCAGUACUGAGCAAGUCAUAGUCAAUCUGCGCACUCUCUUAGCCAGUGACUUAUUGAAUCCCGACAACCCUGAUCUCUCCGACAGCGGCCGGAGACUGGUGCGUCUGGUCAAGCUGUGGCUGCAGCAAUUCAUCGCGCUUCUGCGCCACAAAAACGACAAGGACCAGCUCCAGGAUCUCAUUUGGCUCCUAUCCAAGAGCGAAAUAUCUGUCGAUGUGGAUGACCUCCGGUCGAGAGCCAAGAAAUCGAAAACCCGAGCGGACAUCGCCGCCGCUUACCAGAGCUUGCGGACUGUUGGUUCACUCCUCCUUACGAACCCCGAGUUCCGCACUUUUCUGGGUGACCUCCAUGUCGUUGGUCGAGAAAUACUCCGAGAUUCGGCUUUCGCCUUGAGCGAUGCCGCGAGGUUAGCGGGCGAAGAACUAGAGCUGUCUUCCGAGGAAGGACGAAGUGUAACCGACGACGAUGACGGGCUUCUGGAGGCCCAAAAUCUGGAGGACGAAUUCGCAGAUGCCAGAGAGGUUCUUGCGAAUCGCGGCGCGGAUGUUGCCAGUGCCACGUUCGAGAGCGUAGAGGACAAGCUUUCGGGAGACGAAGGCCAAGCCCUCUUGAAGCGGCUCCACCAAGCCGUCCUCAGCCUCCGCAAGCGAAAAGACUAUUCGAACUCGGUGUCUACGCUUUCGCUACUUAUUAAGCGCUACGCCGUUAUCUACUCGCGGUCUGUAGAGCAGAUCGUCGAAGUCGCCCAGAGUGACAUUGAGGAAAAUCAGGAGGCGGACCGUGCCCUCACUAACCUGUGGGAGUUUGUCAAGAGUUUUGGCAAUAAGCGUGAGUGGGAGAGGUGCGAGGACCAGCUGAAGCGGGUCAUAAGCCACAAAGAUACGGAUCCUGAAUUCGAGAAUCUGCUAGAAGAAAUUGGAAACAGCCUGCAGAAGCUUCUCAUCGACCCGGGCUUCUUCAGCGAUGCCGAUCAAAAAAUUCGAGAGUUGAGAGAAAGGAGUAAGGAGAUUGGGCCAGAUAGUGUCUUGCGGCAAGAUGUCGACGAGCUUCUCGAGCAAUUGUCCGUGACCUUCCGGAGUGUUCUCAGAGACGACGACAUCCAUAACCUAGCAGCCACUACACUCCGUAUUUUCCGGGUGAUAUCUCCCGAGAAUUCUGCGAUCAAUCCUGAUCUGAUUCAAGACGGCCUCGGUGUCUUCAUCCCGCUCCUCAUCGCCGCUAUUCAACACGUGCCGAUCCCGCGCCUCGAAAUCAGCACGCCGGCAAUCGAUCUAUUGCUAGAGAAUCUCAUUAUCGAACCCGGAACAACCGUGAAUAACUCACAAUUUCUCCCGCAUAGGCUGAAGAUCGAAACAUACAAUAAUGUCGAGAUCCGCAAGGCCGGCUUCCGGACUAGCGCCAGCAGCAAGAAUCUCAUGCUCAUCAAGAUCGACGGGCUCUCGGCGCGCGCGGACGAGGUUGGGUUCUGGCUACGUGCCCACAGUCGCCUGUUCAGGUUCGCGGAUGAGGGCAUCGCGAGUUUCGCAUUGGAUGAACGUGGUAUCGAUAUUCACCUCGAGGUCGAGAUCUGCCGCGACCGGCUCGAGCAGGUCCUGACACUGCGUCGCGUCCGCGUCCGCGUGCAUAAGCUUAACUUCAAGCUCCGUGAGAGUAAGUUGAGAUGGGUCAGCUGGUUUUUGAAACCCGUGCUCCGGCCCGUUCUCAAGAGUGCUAUGGAGGCUCAGCUCGCGACCGCCAUCGCGGCCCUACUCCACGCCGGAAACCGCGAACUUCUAUAUGCGCGCGAACGUCUGCGGGCCACCCGCAUCGCGGACCCCGGCGACUUGUGGACUUUCCUGAAGGCCGUCGCCGCGCGUUUAGUGCCGGGAAAUGACCCUGAUUCGUACACGCGUGUGGGCGUCGAACCGCCGGGCAAAGGCGUCUUUCAGGGCGUGUACGCGCCUGGGAGCCUCGUCAAGACUUGGCAUGAAGAGGCAGUACGCGCGGCAGAGCGUAUCGAGGAGUUUGAAGCGGGUGGUUGGAAGAAUGACGUUUUCAACACCCCUGUGGAUGAUCCUGAGACGUAAAUCCCACCCCUAUGUAUUGUUGUUGAGAGUGUGGUAAAGAGACUCUCUUAUGGAAGAAUUGCGGUGUGAAGAGCUUGAACUGCGAAUAACUUGGG